AUGAAAGAACCAUAAUAAAGACAGACACGAUUUUAAUCUAAAGCAGAACAAUGUGGGAUAUGUUAUAAUGCAAUAGAAUAAUAAGUAUAUUGAAAUAAAUAUAUUAAGGGAUAUUUGGAUAGUUGCAAUCACUCAUUUUGUUUAACAUGCAUAAAAAAAUGGUCAAAUGUAGUAUUAUCCAUUUAAUGUAGAUUGAAAAUACAUGUCCACUUUGUAAAUAGAAAUUUAAAUAGAUUGAAUAAAAAUGGAAAAGAGUAUUUUAUCAGUUUAAUUAGGUUUAUUAUAAAAGCCAUAAGAUAUCUAAGUAGAAAUGUAAAGAGAAUAAGUAAUUCAACUUUAAUUAUCACUAGAAUUUUUGUGAAAGAUAAAAGCCAAUCUCAAAAAGAGGAACAAUUUAAUGUUUUGCUUGAACUAUUAAUAGAAUUCAUUUUGGCUGAUAGUAUUUAUAACAUCUAUCUCCUAGUUAAUGAUUGA
Paramecium pentaurelia is the source of this 474-nucleotide messenger RNA. NCBI's taxonomy places the organism in Eukaryota, Ciliophora, Oligohymenophorea, Peniculida, Parameciidae. The record is from the annotation of a GenBank genome assembly.